AUGAAGAUGUUUCCUGGGACGCUAAUAUCUCGCUUGAAGCAGAUGCUCACGGGUGGCGGGAGUGAGGGCAAUGACCCACCGGUGGAGGAGACUGUCCACCACGGUAACCCGCUGCUAACGUCGGCCAAGACGAGCAUUCAGCAGAACGGUGCGUACGGAUUCACGAGUUCAGCGUCGAGUGCUCGCCGUCUAAGCGACAUUACCGACAUGCCCCGAGCCAACCACGUUUAUGGAUCUCACAACGCAGUCCCGCUUGGAGGAAUGCAUCGGACGCUGACCAACAACAACAGCAGCAUAGCUAGCAGACGAUUUGAUGUGGAAUCGCGCCCAAUUCCCGUAAAACGAAGCAGUAAUGGGCCGCCGAAUUUGAUCCCCAUCAAAUACGCCUCCUCGAAACCAUCAGUCACGGGGCGUCCCAGAUUUGGGAACGGCUCGAACCUGUUUGCUGGAUCCAGUUCCAUGUAUAAACAGAGCAAUGAAAACGUUCCAACGCUAGUGCCGCUUCCAGGAGGGCACACUAAUCCAGGCAACUCUGUACCGGAGCUCACCAGCGAAUUCAGAAACCUUUUGCGGUCAAAAUAUAGUACGAGCUCGGUAACCACCGACCACGUAUCUGCGCUAGAUCGUGAUCUGUUGUUGCAGAAUGAGGCGAGAUUGAAAUACGAAGCUUUGAUGAAAAAGUUCAUCCCCAUCGCCAAUGAUCCGCCGGUUCGUGGAGCGUACGAUCGUUUCACUCAAAGGAAGCUUAACGGCGACAUCCAACGGCCCGGUGCUCAUAAAGCUGCAACUGCAGAGACGAUAUAUCUUACCGAAGACGACGAUGAUGACGAUGAUGAUGGCGAUGAUUGCGUCGAAGUGGUUUCAGACAACAAACCAAGUAGGCUGUUCACGACGAUUGAUCCGGCGCAUUUCGGUCUGCAGGAUGAACCGCCAGAGGAAAGCGCAAAGAAUGCGAGUGAGCUACCGCCCACCGAGAUUGUGAACACGUUAAAGGAGCGGUUCCAGACUAAACAGGUCUUCCGGGAUAACAUUAUCCAGGACGUGCAGCAGCGCUACGGGGCCCUGUUUAGUCAGCGGAAAUCGCUCAUUGAGCAGGAAAAAGAACGACUUAGUAGCUUGAGGAAGAACACCCAAGAGAAGGAAAAUGAAAUGCGUAACAAGAUGCUAAACUAUGUCUGCUCCUUCUAUACAUUCGACGUGCUUGACGAAACGGAGCUGAAAGAAUCAACGCCCGAGCCGGAAGACGUACCGCUGCCGACGUUGACCAAGGACCAGCUGGAGCUGAUGCAUCGGAAGCUGCGCACCGGCAACCAGGUUGUAAUGGAGAAAUUCAACCUACCGAUUACGGGCAAUGAUCUCGUGACACUCCAAGGCAUGAACUGGCUGAACGACGCGGUCAUCAAUUUCUACAUGGAGCUGCUUCGUGAGCGUUCCGAGAUGAAACGCGACCAAGGUCUACCGAAAGUGUACACGAUGAACACGUUUUUCCUGCAACGGUUGCUACAGACUGGUUACAGUGGAGUGCGACGCUGGACGCGCAAGGUGGACCUGUUAGCGCACGAUAUGAUCGUCGUGCCAGUGCAUGUCGGCGGCAUUCAUUGGUGCAUGUCGACCAUCGAUCUUCGGAAGAAGACAAUCCAUUACUACGAUUCGAUGGGUGCACCGAACAAUGAAGUGUUGAACGCUUUGGAGAGCUACCUAUGCGAAGAAUCGCUGGACAAGCGCAAGGCGCCAUUUGACAUGAACGGGCUGACCAAGCAGAACAUCCGCGAAUGCCCACGACAGAAGAAUGGCAGCGACUGUGGAGUGUUCAGCUGCAUGUUCGCGGAGUAUUUAACGCGCGAUCAUGCAAUCACGUUUGACCAGUCGAACAUGGAGUACUUCCGUCAAAAGAUGACGGUAGAAAUCAUGCUGGGCAAGUUGCUAACGUAAUCACCCGCAUUACCAGCCCUCAAUGCCCGCUAUCUUCAGCGCUGCUCCGCAGUUCUCACCUAACAGCACAUCAAGGCACUACUGUACGAACUCUCGGGCAGCUGGGAUUUGCGCAUCUUUUAUUUCGGACGGAC
Molecule: messenger RNA, 2066 nt
Organism: Anopheles nili
Lineage: Eukaryota; Metazoa; Arthropoda; Insecta; Diptera; Culicidae
Exons: 2
Coding region: 1-1932 (643 amino acids)
Biological process (GO): protein desumoylation
Cellular component (GO): nucleus
Molecular function (GO): deSUMOylase activity
Source: RefSeq, a predicted model, not a curated record